Besnoitia besnoiti is the source of this 2073-nucleotide messenger RNA. RefSeq lists its product as uncharacterized. The transcript has a single exon. NCBI's taxonomy places the organism in Eukaryota, Apicomplexa, Conoidasida, Eucoccidiorida, Sarcocystidae. The record is from RefSeq and is a predicted model, not a curated record. Bases 1 to 2073 code for a protein of 690 amino acids.
AUGAUUAUGCUUUUUGAUGAGCAGCGCAGGCCUCACCAUCCGAGCUGCCUCGCGUGCUGCUGCUGCCGUCAGCCCCUGCUGGGGCGCUACGAGAUCCACGCGUUCUUCGGCAAGCUCGACACUUACGAGGCGGCCCUGUCGGGCGUGCCAGCGCUUCUGCCGCUCCCCGCCGGCCUCGCCGCCGCCCUCGGGGCAGAGAGGCGGGUGGCGAAGCUGCCGUCACACACAGCCGGCGCGGACGGGGUGUCGCAGCAAGGCACCAUAACAGCCAAGCACGGAGGCCUCUGCUGCACGUGGUGCGCAGAACGCGUUCCACGGUGUAUCUGCUGCGAACGGCGGUGCGUCGCGUACCAGACAGCCGACGGAGAGCAGGUGCUGCCUCGCGCAGUCACCAAGGAGGCUAUCCCGGCCGCGAAUCUGGCGACCGCCAUUUCGCUGGGAAACAAGAGGCCUCCUGCGCACGUCUCAGACCAAGGCGGGUUCGCGGCGUCCUCGAAUAAAAAGACUCCCGCGAAGAAGUCUGCCGGCGCGGCUGCCUCGUCGGAACUGCUCGGCGAGCAAAAGGGAGUUGUGUGCGGACAGUGCGCGAGUCUGCCCCAGGUGACGGACGAGGCGGAACUCCGCGCCGCGUGCGAGUGGGUCUUGCAGAUGUAUUCUCAGGCUGGCCUCACCUUCACUGCGGACAUGGUGCGCCUGCAGCAGCUGAUGCGAACGGUCAAUGAAGAGGAGCUGCGCAACACGAGUAGCGGCAAGGGUGCGAAAGGCGCGGCCCCUCUCCGGGCCCGCGGCCAAGGCUCUGCGGUCCCGUCAACUGUGAAGUCGACCUCCACGCAUGCAAACAGGUCGCUGCCGCCGCAGAAAAUGAAGCGAGGCGUCAAAUCCGCGGCUGUCUCAACCCAGAUCGAGGGCCUCGGGGUGCCUGUGGAGCUCGUCGAUUUCAGCGACAUGAACGCCGACGAAGGCCGCCCUGCAUGCGGCAAAGCUGCGUCAAAGGCGUCCUCUCUGACGGCGUCUGCGGGCGCGGCAGGAGGGCCGCGGUCUGCCGCUGGGUCUCGGAGACCCCCAGGGGCGAGCUCAGGUGCUUCGGCGCUUGCGGGUCGACGCGUCGCUGGCCCCAAGCAGGGGAUGCCGCGCUCCCUCGAGGCAGGGACCGCGACCCCCUACGCCCGCGCUAUGUUUGGUCGGUGCUUCGUGCAAGUCGUCACCAUGAUGGUCGCGCCUGAGGCUGCGGCAAGCUUCGAAGACGAAGUGAAGGCGCAUGUGAAGCUGGAUAAAGCUGCCCGAGCUGCGCGCAGCGAAAGCGACGCCUACGGCGCGCGCGGGGCGGCGGGCGCAGCGACCGGCAAGGGCGCGGCGAGCUCCUCCGGGGGCGACCAGGACCACGUCCGGCUGAAGCACCAGUCGACGCUCGUUCGUCAGGGCCUUUUCGACAUGGCUGCGGCGUACGCAGCGGCGCUAGAAGGGGAGACCCAGGCGCAGGAGAAGUCCGUCCCGAAGCGUGCAGAAACGCUGCCGAAGAACGAAAAAGACGCGCGGCGGCCUGGGCGCGAAGCGGCGGUUGCCGCCGGUGCGCUCCUCAGGGCGGGCUCGUUUGCGGGGGGUUUAAUACGGACGAUGAGCGGCACGCGGACGCGCGGACUCAGCGUGCGGCUGGUCGAGAGAGUCUGCGUUGUGGGCUCCAUCCCGAGAGUCAUGGUCAUGCAGCACCUUGGCCACGAGUGGCUGCAUGCCUAUCUGGCGUGCAAGCAGCGAGGGGUUGGUGACUCAACUAUCGAGGAAGGCGCGUGUAACGUGGCUGCAGCAGAGGUGCUGCUGAGAUUCGGCGCUGAGCUCGCCGCAGCGGGUGGGCGCGUGCAGAGCGCAAAGGCGAGCGGCGACUACUCAGAGGGCCCGGCAGACGCCGCAGCCCCCGCAGGCAUGCAGCACGAAGUUGUCAUUGUGAGGUACCGACUGUGGAAGAUGAAGGAGAGCAAAGACCCAGUGUACGGCGCAGGCUACCGGCACUGUCUCCGCAUCGUCAGCUCUGGGGACUGGUCUUUUGGAGAGUUCGUCCGCUGGUUGCUGAAGAACUAG